GUCGCCUUCCCAUACUCGGUAGCCUUCUGGAGAUGCCAACUGAUAAACAGUGGCUGGCCUUCGAGCGCUGGGGGAAAGAACAUGACAGCGAAAUUAUUCACUUUGAUUUGUUGGGCAAUCACUUCAUCGUAGUGAACAGUAUGGAUGCCGCGAGAGAACUCUUCGAAAAGAGAUCAGCUAUCUACUCCGAUCGGCCUUUCUUGCCUUCCUCUACCAUUCUUCUUGGGUACCACUGGACGAUGCCGUUAUUGCCCUACGGCGAUCGCCUACGCGCUUUACGAAAGGGAUUUCACACAUUCUUGCAACCGACCCCUGCUAAGGAGUACCGCCCUCUCGAGCGCGAAGCGGUUCUUCAGCUUCUGCUUAAUGUCUUGCACAAUCCCGAAGGAUUUAUGGCGCAUCUUCGACAUAUGGCAGGUGCUAUAAUUUUGGGUAUCGCGUACGGAAUCAAGGUCCAACCGCACGAUGAUCCAUACGUCGAGACCGUUGAGAAAGGCCUCCAGGCCGCUGCAGCUGUCAGUGAGCCUCAUGCUCAGCUUUUUGAUCUUUUGCCUUGCCUUGUACACGUGCCUUCGUGGUUCCCGGGUGUUGGGUGGAAAAGGUUUGCAGAGAAAAAUCAUCACUGGAGCACGGACGUUUUAGAACAUCCUUACCUUGCGACUAAGGAAGCUAUGGCGAGAGGAACUGCAACUCCGUCAGUUGCUGCUACGAUGACGACAGAGAUGGAAAGUAACGGAGAGAUGACGCCGGAAGGGGAAGCAUUUGUGAAGCAGCUUGUUGGAAAUAUGUAUGUCGCUGGAGCAGAUACGACCGUUUGUGCCUUAGAAAACUUCAUAUUGGCUAUGAUCCUCUAUCCUGAAGUUCAAAAAAAAGCGCAAGCUGAGAUAGAUGCCGUCGUCGGCCACGAUCGACUUCCUGACUUCUCCGACGAGAAACUCCUCCCGUACGUUGGUGCUCUGGCGAAAGAGGUAUUGAGAUGGCGUAACGUUACCCCUUUGGGAGUGCCUCAUCGCCUCACCACUGACGACGUCUGGAAGGGCUAUUUUCUUCCCGAAAAUUCUACGGUCCUAGGAAAUAUCUGGGCUAUACUACACGACGAGUCCGUUUACGGCCCAGACGCGCUCAGCUUUAAUCCCGAUCGCUACGUCAACUCAGACUUGCCUGAUCCUGAAAUUGCUUUCGGCUUUGGGCGCCGAGUCUGUCCAGGGCAGUACAUGGCUCGUGAUUCCAUCUGGUUGGCAGUGACCUUGAUUCUUGCCACGAUGGAUAUUUCCAAAGCUGUAGAUGAGAACGGGGAGGAGAUUGAACCCGAGCAAGAUUAUGCGUCAAGUACCGUAGCGUACCCCCGACCAUUCAAAUGCAGUAUCAAGCCGCGGUCUAAUGCUGCUGCAAAACUAGUAGACCUUGAGACCUCCGACAAGAUGAGUGGCUAAACCUGAUGAUAUACCUAAGUCCCCUUUUGGAGAAAUGAUUAGGUAUAUUAUAUGAGCGUAUGGCGACGAGAAACAAUAAAAAGACCAUCGA
Molecule: messenger RNA, 1524 nt
Organism: Stereum hirsutum FP-91666 SS1
Lineage: Eukaryota; Fungi; Basidiomycota; Agaricomycetes; Russulales; Stereaceae
Product: cytochrome P450
Exons: 17
Coding region: 33-1433 (466 amino acids)
Molecular function (GO): monooxygenase activity; oxidoreductase activity, acting on paired donors, with incorporation or reduction of molecular oxygen; heme binding
Source: RefSeq, a predicted model, not a curated record